GUUUGAUAAAAUAUGUAGAGUUCAAUGAAAAAUCCAAACUACUAACAUAGUUCAGUCAUUUCUAAUUCGACAAUUAAUAACAAAUAACAAAGAUUCAUAUAUAGUUUUAUCGAUUAUUGCAUUAAAUUAUUACAAAAAGAAAACUACAUAUGUACACACAUUACACAUGUUACGAUAUUCAGUAUUUCAUGUGUUAAAUAUGAAUGAAAAUAAAAUCAAACACCAAUCCCAUUCAUCAUUACCUAUAAAUACCAAGAUGACAAUGUCAUCAAAAGAAAUGAAUGCAUCCUAUUUAAUUCUUAAAAAUGAUGAUGAAAUUAAUGAAACUACCGUUAAUCUUGAACGAGAACUCAAUGAAAAGUUAACAUUGAAACAUUUAUUAAAUGAUUCAGAUUUUGUUGAUACUUCAAAUUUAGUAGAAUCAUCUGGAGUGAGUUUAAUUAAUGAACCACCUAAACGUCCAAUUAAAGGUUAUCAAUUAUUGAAAAAAAGAUUUCAUUUUACACGUGAAACAUUUACCGGUGGUUUAAAAAGAAAUAACAGUACUCAGAAUGCUAAAACAACAACAAAAACAAAUAAUCCAAUUACCACUACAUCUACUAAUAUUACUACUACUACUAUUAUUGAUAAUGGAAAUCAUAUGAACACUUUUAAAUUUAACAACUUAUUAAAUACAUCUCAUGAUAAUAUAUCACCAAGAGAACGAUCAUCUAGUUUCAGUGUUAGAUGUGAAAAUUAUGAACCACGUUUAUCAAUCCAAUCAAACAAUAUUAGAAAUAAAAACAAUAAUCGUUAUUAUAAAAAUAAAAAUUCAAAAUUGAACAAUACUAAUAAUCAUGAACAAUCCUUAUUAUCUAAAUCACAAUUAAAUAUAAAACCAACUACUCAUUUAGAAUGUUUAAGUUUACAGUCAAGUCGUAAACAAAGUCAAAUAUCUUUAUGGGAUAUGCAAAGAGAUUAUCCUCGAAAUUUUUUGACGUUAGGUGGUAGUAUGCUAGGUGUAUCAGAUACUGCCAGUAUUAUUACAGAAGGUAUAAAUGAUCAUUAUACGGAUUUAAUUUCAGCAUUUCAUAAAAUCUUAAUUGCUGUCGGUGAAAAUCCAAAUCGUCAAGGUUUGUUAAAAACACCACAAAGAGCUGCUAAAUCUAUGUUAUAUUUUACUAAAGGUUAUGAAGAACGUGUCAGUGAUAUACUGAAUGAAGCUAUAUUUGAAGAAAAUCAUGAUGAAUUGGUAUUAGUUAAAGAUAUUGAAAUGUUUUCAAUGUGUGAACAUCAUAUGAUACCAUUUAUUGGACGUGUUUCAAUUGGUUAUUUACCAAAUAAAAAAAUUCUAGGUUUAAGUAAACUAGCUCGUAUUGUUGAAAUAUUUUCUCGUAGAUUACAAGUACAAGAAAGACUUACUAAGGAAAUUGCUACAGCAUUGACAGAAGCAAUAAAUCCUAAAGGUGUUGGUGUAAUAAUUGAAGCUACACAUAUGUGUAUGGUUAUGCGUGGUGUACAAAAGAUCAAUUCAACCACAAUAACAACAACUAUGAUGGGUGAUUUAAAAGACAAUGCUAAAUUACGUGAUGAAUUUCUUCAGCUUGCUGGAAGAAGAUAA
Messenger RNA from Schistosoma mattheei, 1600 nucleotides. The record is from the annotation of a GenBank genome assembly. Lineage: Eukaryota; Metazoa; Platyhelminthes; Trematoda; Strigeidida; Schistosomatidae.